AUGCGUUCCGUUGCCUUCCUCCUCCCAGCCCUUGUUGCUGCCGCUCCCGGCCUGGUCUUCCCCCCCGGCGGCAGCCCUGACGGAACCGCCGACAACCCCGACCCGAACGAUAUCCAGAUCAUCAGCACUAGCUUCUCCGGCAACGGCUGCCCUCAGGGUUCCGUCUCCACCACCAUCUCCCCUGACAAGACAUCCAAGGUUGUCACUUUCGGUUUCGACAAGUUCCAGACCUACAUCGGCCCCGGCUACGACCCCACCACCAAAACCAAGAACUGCCAGCUCCACCUGAACCUCCGCUACCCGGGCGGCUUCCAGUUCGCCGUCGUCGACAGCACCUACCACGGCUACGCGCAGCUGGACCCCGGCGUCACGGGCACCUUCUACAGCACCUACUACUUCUCCCAGGACGCCAGCGCCACCACCACGACCCGGACCUCGAUCACGGGCGGCGGCAUCUGGGCCGACGGCCAGGUCUACACCAAGAACGACCAGGUCCCGACCGCGAGCUACAUCUACUCGCCCUGCGGCGCCAACGGCAUCCUCAACGUCAACAACCGCAUCUCGCUCACCAGCAGCAACAGCUCCGCCGUCGGCGAGAUCACCAACGACGACGCCACUGUUGCCUUUACCCAGCAGGUCCACCUGUCCUGGUCGAGGUGCAGGAAGUGA
Thyridium curvatum is the source of this 669-nucleotide messenger RNA. RefSeq lists its product as uncharacterized. The transcript is spliced from 2 exons. The coding region runs from base 1 to 669 and encodes 222 amino acids. Lineage: Eukaryota; Fungi; Ascomycota; Sordariomycetes; Thyridiales; Thyridiaceae. The record is from RefSeq and is a predicted model, not a curated record.